CCUCGAUACAUUUGAGUUGUGUUCAUAUUUCAGAAGUGUAUGUUCGUAUCUUGUUCAAACUUGAAAUUGAUUGCCUACAACUUUUUGUUUCUGGUGAGCCGCUUAGCUCCGACAAGGCUAUCAAAAAAUUUCCCCAGAUUCCGAUCAGAGUCAGAUCCCGCUUGUACCGUCAACAACACCGUUCCUCAACCACACGAUGCCUGCCUUGGAUUUAGUAGACCACUCUCCUCAGCAGCCUCAGCCGGCUCCUCCUCUAGCUUCUGCUUCUAAUGUCAUCCUGAUCGACAAUUUCGAUUCAUUUACCUGGAACAUCUACCAAUAUCUUGCACUCGAGGGUGCAACCGUACAAGUAUACCGGAACGAUGCCAUCACAAUUGAGAAGCUUGCAGCCUUGAAACCAACCCAAUUGGUCAUCAGUCCCGGGCCUGGUCAUCCCCAGACUGAUUCUGGUAUUAGCAGAGAUGCUAUUAAAUACUUUGCUGGUAAAAUCCCUGUGUUGGGUGUUUGUAUGGGCCAGCAGUGUAUGAUUGACCUCUGGGGUGGAGAUGUAAGCUUCGCGGGCGAAAUUCUCCAUGGAAAGACAUCACCUCUUCGCCACGAUUCUAAAGGAGUCUACUCUGGCCUCCCGCAAGAUCUUCCUGUUACACGAUAUCAUUCCCUGGCAGGCACCCACCUUACACUUCCAGAAUGUCUGCAAGUCUCAUCUUGGAUCGCGGCUGGACCAGACGGUGAUAAAGGAGUUAUAAUGGGAGUCCGACAUAAAGAAUAUGUUGUCGAAGGUGUUCAAUUUCAUCCGGAAAGCAUUUUGAGCGAAAAAGGACGAGUAAUGCUGUCGAAUUUCUUGAAGAUGCGUGGAGGUACUUGGGCCGAAAAUGAUCAACUCCGAACGGACGCAUCAGGUGCUACAAAGCAGGCAAAUGGAUCAAACGGCAUGAAGAAAGAGAAUAUCUUAGAGAAGAUAUUUGCUCACCGCAAGGCCGCUGUUGCAGCACAAAAAAAAAUUCCUUCGCAGCGACCAAGCGAUUUGCAAGCUGCAUACGACCUCGAAAUUUCACCUCCUCUCGUGCCAUUCGUCAGUCGCUUAAGGAAGUCACCCUUUCGAUCGUCUCUUAUGGCUGAAAUCAAGAGAGCAUCACCCUCCAAAGGCAUCAUCUCCUUAUCAGCGUGUGCUCCUGCUCAGGCCAGGACUUAUGCUUUGGCAGGUGCAAGUGUCAUCUCUGUCUUGACAGAGCCCGAAUGGUUCAAGGGAAGCAUUGAUGAUCUGAGAGCUGUGAGGCAGGCGUUGGAGGGGAUGCCGAAUCGACCUGCUGUGCUGAGGAAAGAGUUUGUUUUCGACGAGUACCAAAUUCUGGAAGCUCGACUCGCUGGUGCAGAUACUGUCUUGUUGAUUGUGAAAAUGCUGGACGAGGCCACCCUAACAAGAUUAUAUCAAUACUCACAGUCGCUUGGAAUGGAGCCAUUAGUGGAGGUCAAUACUGCUGAGGAGAUGGCUAUCGCAGUCAAACUCGGAUCAAAGGUCAUUGGUGUCAACAACCGAAAUCUGACCAGCUUUGAGGUUGAUUUAGAUACAACAAGUCGACUUUUAGACCAAGUCCCUAAGGACACUAUUGUUUGUGCUCUAAGUGGUAUAUCAGGACCGAAAGAUGUUGAAGCGUACCAGAAGAACGGUGUUGGCGCAGUCUUGGUUGGCGAAGCAUUGAUGCGUGCUAAAGAUACAGCACAGUUCAUUCAUGAACUUCUCGGUGUUUCCGGACCCAUGGUUAAGUCAGCACCCGGAUCAUUACUUGUCAAGAUAUGCGGUACCAGGAAGGCAGAGGUAGCAGCAGAAGCUGUCAAAGCUGGUGCUGACUUGAUAGGCAUGAUUCUCGUCCCUGGCGUAAAAAGAUCGGUCGCAUACAAGGAUGCUAUUGCUAUCUCGAAGGUUGUGCGAGAGACCAAAGCUGUGACUGGAAGUGUUGCCGCCGACCGUGUUGGCAGUCAAGCAUCAGACUUCUUCGCUAAUGCAGCAUCCAACGUCUCGAGCCAUCGUGCCUUGCUUGUUGGUGUCUUCAGGAAUCAAUCCCUCGAGGAGAUUCUAGAACUGCAGAAAGCUUAUGAGCUUGACGUUGUCCAACUUCACGGGGAUGAGCCACUAGAGUGGGCGAAUUUGAUUCCUGUUCCAGUGAUCAAGGCGUUCAAACCAGGUCAGCAAGGUCUUGGACGGCGAGGCUAUCACACGGUCCCACUUCUCGAUGCCGGCUCUGGUGGUUCUGGUCAGCAGCUUGACAUGGGCGACGUCUCGGCUGUACUUUCAAAGGAUCAAGGCAUGAGAGUUCUACUUGCUGGAGGCCUGAACCCAGACAAUGUUGCCGAGGCUGUCCGUGCAGCAGGCAGUGUUGGAGACCGAAUUAUUGGCGUCGAUGUUAGCAGUGGCGUCGAAGAAGAUGGAGCUCAAAGCAUCUCAAAGAUACAAGCGUUCAUUAAGGCCGCAAAAAGUGUUAGGUAGCUUGCUAGAUUAUGUUUACACGAUACCCACGAAUUAGAAGAAGAUUUCUCCC
Messenger RNA from Mollisia scopiformis, 2537 nucleotides. RefSeq lists its product as uncharacterized. Gene Ontology annotation, biological process: L-tryptophan biosynthetic process. The record is from RefSeq and is a predicted model, not a curated record. The coding region runs from base 197 to 2485 and encodes 762 amino acids. Gene Ontology annotation, cellular component: cytosol. Gene Ontology annotation, molecular function: indole-3-glycerol-phosphate synthase activity; anthranilate synthase activity; phosphoribosylanthranilate isomerase activity. The transcript has 2 exons. Lineage: Eukaryota; Fungi; Ascomycota; Leotiomycetes; Helotiales; Mollisiaceae.